UUUAAAUAAGAAAAUAAGCUGUUAUCUAGGACCGUUCUUUUAAGAAAAUUCGGACAAGAAAUUUCAGCACACAAAAACUUAACCGGAUACUUAAGGGGGAACGCCACUGGGAAAACUAAAAAAAACGAUUGUUUUUGCAUAAAUUGUUAGUAUAACUACCCGAUUCUAUGUGCACUUAAGUGAGCGCCCGUCGGUUCGACACUGUGUAGCGCUUACGAUACGAUGCUUUAUUUCAAUCGCGUUUUUCUCGAAACGACUGUUUUUGAUACGGUGGCAACGAUUUCGCGAAGACUAAUGAAUUGAUUUGAAUUUUCUUUUUUUCAAAAUUUUUGUUAUCGCAUUGGCUCUCGUUGUACGUAGCCGAUUUUCAAACUUGAAAAUAACUAUUUUUUUGGGUCUGUUGAAAAUAAAAAAAAUGAUGAUUAUUCAUUGCUGUAUCGCUGCCACCAGAUUACGUCAUUUUUUUUUUUAACUCGUUACGUUUAUUUACAUAAAUCUGUAAAAUUUCAAUAUUUUUUAAUAAAAAUUUUCAUCAACAUAGUUUAAUACAUAUAUAAUAAAUUACCUUUUGUCCCAUCCUCGAGUAAUCAUUCCUACUUACAAAAAAAAAUUCACAAAAAUCGACUAUUUUUUCACCCCUCACAGAGGCGUUCACCCUUAAGUUAGUACAUGACAUUUUAGAAGGAAACUGAGAGCAUAAAAAAGUUGGCUGGAAAUAUUCGUGCGGACAACGCGAAUUGCAUUCAAUUCGAAUUUCUAAAGGAUUCUUUACCUUAUUAAUGUCAUGGCAACGCAUAUUUAACAAUUAUUUAUUUACCCGCACUUCACAAAUAAAUCGACUUAUACUAAAUAUUUACAAAUAUUAUAAUUUACAAAGAGGUGAAAAUAUUUGUUUAAGAAACUCAAAAAAGGUAGCUUUUCGUUAAAGUGUAUGAAAGUAAAAUGGAUUCGGGGUUUAUUAGCCAAAUGUCCUGUAUUUGCGUCGGGCCAAAACGUGCUGGGAAAACACAUCUUUUGAAGGCGUUAGAAAAUCCAAAAUCAAUUGACGAAACCACUUAUUCCAUGCCGACGAAUGGCACAAAUAUUUUUACAAUUAAUCUUCCAACAAAAGCUUUAAAUGUUUCAAACCCAGCUCAAAAAACUCAGAUGGAACAAUCGGUGGACAAGAACGGUAAAGAUACAUCCGACGCAACAGUGCCACGCCGCAAGCAAAAGAGUCCACUAAAAUGCAUUCGUAUUUUGGAAAUCGGAGGGGCAAUGGCGCCGCUUUGGCGGCAGUACUAUGGAAAUGUAUCGAAAUUGAUUUAUGUGGUGGACACCUCAAAUCUGUGUCAGAUAUCCGCAGCAGGUGUGCUGCUGUAUUCAAUACUAGCCGAGCCUCGGUUGCAGCGCUGUCGCAUUCUGCUUGUUCUUGCGAAGAUGGAUUACGCUUAUCGUCAGAUGCGUAACGAAGCCUUACUUAUGUUGCAAAUACAAAAACUACAAAAGGAAAUUCGACAGGAGCUAACAAUUGUAGAGGCCAGCGCUGUGAGUCAAUUGGGUCUGGAGUCCAUAUACGCUUGGUUACGGAUCCCUUAAAAAUGUGUCAAGAAUGCUGUGGUCCAAUCAAUACUCAUACAUACAUGUGUAGUAAUUAAAUUUGUUUUGUAUAAAAUUCGAUAAUUGUAAUAAAUAAAACAAUAUCUUAUAGUUGUACUUUCCGCAGAGGUUCGACUAUAAUUAACUCUGUCUAACUUUUCUAAAAGCAAUUUGAGCUUUCGACCAUCGCCUAGCUCUCGCGUCCAUAUUUCUCAACUGAUUUAUGAAAUUAUUUUAUGUACCUAUAAUAAUACAGGGUGCGUGCGA
Anastrepha ludens (Mexican fruit fly) is the source of this 1845-nucleotide messenger RNA. Its product is annotated as ADP-ribosylation factor-like protein 16. Lineage: Eukaryota; Metazoa; Arthropoda; Insecta; Diptera; Tephritidae. Gene Ontology annotation, molecular function: GTPase activity; GTP binding. The record is from RefSeq and is a predicted model, not a curated record. The transcript is spliced from 4 exons. The coding region runs from base 943 to 1578 and encodes 211 amino acids.